CCGCCGCAGGAGGAACCUCCCGCCGGCCGCCGGUGGACCCGUCCCGGAGCAGGGCGCCACGGGCCGGUCGCAGCCCCGAUGAACACGGUCUGGAGGCGGAGGAGGUUGUGAACCCGCAGGGGAACGACGGAGAGAGCUUCAAGAUGGCGAUGACGGUGGUUGUGACUCCAGAUUCCUCCAGUGUUAAAACCAGCCGCUUUCAGUUGGUGACCUGGAUCAACGACCUGCUGAAAACUGACUUCAAAGACGUGCGGGAGAUGGGUUCAGGUGCGUGUCACUGUCAGAUGAUGGACUGCGUGAUUCCGGGCUCUGUUGACAUGACCAAGGUGAAGUUUGAUGCUCAGGGUGAGGACGAGUGUAAGCACAACUUCCGUCUCCUCCACGAGGCCUUCAGCAAGAGCGGCAUCACCAAGACUAUCCCAGUGGAGGAGCUCAUUAAAGGGGACCUUAAAAGCAACUUGGAGACCCUGAAGUGGUUCAAAGCUCUCUACGUAGCAAACGUGAAACGUGAAGAAUACGACCCAGUGAAAGCUCGGGACAGUCACGACAUCAGCGCUAUCGUGGGAUCUCCACAAUCACGAAGAUCUAAGUUGGAAUCAGACACAGAAGAGAAUGGAACAAAUUUCCCCUACACUGAAAAGUGGAAGAGUAUUUUUGACUGGGCUGAACGUAGUUCUACUGGAGAGCACUGCACCUACUGCAGCACCUGUGCCAGAAAUCUCAACACGUUUCGUAAAGGCCUGCCUGAACUCCGGCGACACGCGGAGACGAAACGACACAAGAAACUAACACAAAUUUCCAGGAAUGCCUGUCGACGCUCCGAGCGGCCGCCCUGUAGCGACGCCGCUCUCCGGUUUAUUCACAAACACUGUUAUAACGGCUCUGCCAAAGGGGAAGAGGUGUCUGUGCAGUUUGCUCGCAGCAAGCUGGGGCUGCAGUACCCUAAAGAUAUCACAUCCGUCUGCCAGCACACUCCAUACUGCAUAUACGUCUACGAAGGGGUGACCGUGGGACAGGACGACACCAUCUCUGUGGUACUUGUUGGGUUCUUCGACGUGGACACCUGCAAGCACUGCGUCAGGUUUCUGGAUGCUCUUCAGUCAGAGGAGGCGGCAGCGGUGGGGGAUACCUUGAAGAAGUUCGGGUUACCCACAGAAAACCUUGUAGCCGUUUACCUGGAUGGUAACGGUGCGGCCUCAGAGCAGAUCUGCUCGCAGCUCAGGGAACUCAACCCCAACAUACUGGCCGUAGGAGGGCUGUACAGAAUCGGUGAUGCUGCAUGUCAUGCUGGGGUUAAGAAGCUGUCCAAUCAGGCUCAAGGGCUGAUGGCAGACAUCCACGCCCACUACUCCUCCUGUUCUAUGAAGGAUGACAACCUCAAGGCUCUUUUUGGAUCCGAUGUCACUGUGGACACUCCAUUGAUUCAUAUCAACACCAGCUGCCUUAACUUUUGCCUUUUUGUCACAAGAAUGUUGGAGAUGUGGACAGAUCUCAUAUCGUACUUCAGCUCUCGUGACAAGGACGAUGGCGAAGCCAAGUUGAUCUGCUCCCAGCUGCAGGAUCCCACGGUCAGGGCCUCGUUCAUGUUCCUGGACCAGGCCUUAGAGCCGCUGCUCAGUUUCCAGAAGCAUGUGCAGACACGGGAGGGAGUUCCUCAAGCUGAUGUACUGCUCAUCCUCGUAGAAGCCGCUAAACUGCUGAGCACCUACACCUCCUACUUCCUUCAUCCUCAAGCUGCUGUUCGCUUCCUCAAGGAACUCGAUGCCCAAAUCCUCAAGAACAAGAAAUUCCACCUGUCAAGCCCUACACUCAAUCUGGGUGGGAAAGGCGUGGAAGACUUCCUGAAGGAGUCGGAGGCUGAGAAGACACUGCCAAUGUUCAAAGAGGAGGCGUUGUGUUUCUACGUGGCACUGACAGGCUGCAUCGCAGAGAAGAUGCCUCUGAGCGACGGGCUGCUGAGGAGCGCAGCUCAGCUUCUGGACCCAAAGAGCAGGACAAAGGUGACGGGAGAAGAAGUCGGGGAGAUCGGGACCAAGCUGGGACUCUGCAGUUCCCCCGAGGAGGUCAACCAGCUCACCAGUGAGUUCCUCCAGUACCAGCUGUCAGAGGAGGGAGACGAGUCUUCGGUGGAUAAACACUGGGCCAGAAUCCUGAGCGACACCAAGCCGACGGCGUUCAGGAAGCUUGUGUUGAGCCUGUUGUCUCUCCCCCGUCCUCCGCUCCACGCUCAGAAGGUUUUUACUCAGGCCUUGGAGAACGGAGAAGCUGCACUGUUCUCCGAGAGUGACGCCUUCACAGAGAGCGAGUGUGACGCCACAUCCGACAGCGCCCUCUCCGAUGGCACCGGCCACAAACGAGUAAAUGGUCGCAGUAUGAGAGUGAAGAAGUGUGAAGUCCGGCUCACAAAGAUGAACCGGCAAAAGAAUGAAAACGAUGAUGAACCAGGAGAGAACGGCUUCUUAUCCAACGAGGGGACCAGUAGGGGAGCUUGUGGCUGGGAGAGCAGCUUGCGCCAGAAGCCUCAGGCCCGUACAGUGUUUCAGGCUGGUGCUCACAACUGGUCCAAACCCGUAGAUCUUGAUCAGGACAGCAAAAAGGGUCCGUCGUCCCAAGAGGAGGUGACUGAAGAGUCGUCAUCAUCCAGUAAGUCGACACCGAGAGGACGGAGGAAACACGUCUACCAGGACGGGAAAGGGUUUCUGUCCGGAGAACUGGUGUGGGGGAAGGUGAAGGGCUUUUCCUGGUGGCCUGGUCUGGUGAUGCCUUGGAAAACUAAGGCGGGUCCGCCGGGCAUGCGGCGGGUGGAGUGGUUUGGAGACGGGAUGUUCUCAGAGAUUUACACAGAGGGUCUCCUGCCGUUCGCUGCUUUCACCAAGUGCUUCUGUAAAAAUUCCUACGCCUGCUUGCCCAUCUACAAAGAAGCUAUCUACCAAAUCAUCGAGCUGGCAGCCGAGCGAUGUGGAAAAUCUUUUGCUGAAGCCGGAGGAGAUAAAGGGAAAGAGCUAAAGUUGAUGCUGGACUGGGCAUUAGAAGGAUUUCUGCCUUCAGGACCUGAAGGAUUCUUACCUCCUGAUUCUGCUGCUCACAUUGAGUCUUCGGACUCAGUGCUGUCCGACUACCAGCCCCCGGCUAAAAGGAAAUAUGUUCUGAAGAAUAAGGCGAUUGCUCCUGCGACCACGUACAGUCGAGAAUCAUCUUUAGCGAUGGUCAAACAUAAAGGACAAAAUAUUGAAGAUUUCUGUUUGUCAUGUGGAUCCUCUGAGAUUGACGCGCUGCACCCGUUGUUUGAAGGUGGUCUGUGUCUAAAGUGCAAGGAGAACUUCACAGAAACGUUGUAUCGAUACGAUGAAGAUGGUUACCAGUCGUACUGCACUGUGUGCUGCGCCGGGCUGGAGGUCAUUUUGUGCGGCAACGCCAGCUGCUGCAGAUGUUUCUGUAAGGACUGUGUGGACAUCCUGGUGGGAGCGGGAACCUUCGACAACCUCAAAGACGUGGAUCCGUGGAGCUGCUACAUGUGUCAGCCGGCACAAUGCGAUGGGAACCUCCGACUCAGGCCCGACUGGAGCGUCAAGGUCCAAGAUUUCUUCGUCAACAACAGCGCCAUGGAGUUCGAGCCUCACAGAGUUUAUCCCUCCAUCCCUGCGGCUCAGCGCCGGCCGCUCAAGGUGCUCUCGCUGUUUGACGGCAUCGCAACAGGAUACCUGGUGCUCAAAGACCUGGGCUUCAAGGUCGAGCGCUACAUCGCCUCAGAGAUCUGCGAGGACUCCAUCGCUGUGGGGAUGGUCAAGCACGAGGGGAAGAUCGAAUACGUCAACGACGUUCGCACCAUCACGAGGAAACACUUGGCUGAGUGGGGUCCGUUCGAUGUCCUGAUCGGAGGAAGUCCCUGUAACGACCUGUCCAUGGUCAACCCUCUGAGAAAAGGAUUAUUUGAGGGCACCGGGCGGCUCUUCUUUGAGUUCUACCGCAUUCUGACGUUGCUGAAGCCAAAGGAGGGCGAUGACCGUCCGUUCUUCUGGCUGUUCGAGAACGUGGUUUUCAUGAGCGCCAACGACAAAUCAGACAUCUGCAGAUUCCUGGAGUGUAAUCCCAUUCUCAUUGACGCAGUGAAAGUCAGUCCUGCUCACAGAGCGCGAUACUUCUGGGGAAACCUCCCCGGCAUGAACAGGCCUCUGGCGACGUCUCUGGACGACAAAGUGUCUCUGCAGGAUUGUUUGGAAAUCGGACGCAUGGCGAAGUUUGACAAAGUUCGCACCAUCACGACCAAGUCCAACUCCAUCCGACAGGGGAAGAUGGGCCCGCUGCCCGUCAGCACUGGGGGCAAGGACGACUACCUGUGGAGCACGGAGAUGGAACAGAUCUUUGGUUUCCCCAAACACUACACGGACGUGAACCACAUGGGCCGGAUGCAGCGGCAGCGGGUCCUGGGUCGGUCCUGGAGCGUCCCCGUCAUCCGACACCUCUUCGCUCCGCUCAAGGAUUAUUUUCAAUGUGAACAACAACAGUGAGUCUUACGUAAAACUUUUAUACAUUUCUACGUUCUGAGCUUUUAGACCAGUUCAUCCAGUGAGUCGAGUCUGAUCCGCUCUCCGGCAGCGACUCGACAGGUCUGAUGAACAUGGAUAUGAAUCAUGACGUUAAUCAUCAGGUUCACUACAGACGUUUUUUAAUGAUCAGAACAAUCUGCCAUCCAUUAUCAUGACGAAGGUUUUUACACAUCUGAGAUCAACAUAGGACUUUUAAUAAACACAUCAACCUUCUUACAGCAGCAUAUUUACUGCACACUGGUCAAAUGUUUCCCUCAGCUAAAAGAGUGAAUAUUAAUAACUCAAGUUAUUAAUGUGGUUAUUGUUCCUGAUGUCAACACCAGUUAUUCAGGACCUUUCGUGGUUUCUACCUCAACACGGAUUCAUCAGUUCUGCUGUUACACUUUUUAAAUCUGUAUUAAUUUAUGAAAAACUUUGAUUCUCUUUGUAUUUCAUAUUGUUGUAAUCUCACCUGGGAUUGUGAAUUCUAGUAUAAUCAUGUUCAUCAUCAGCUGCAGUUAAUCUCAUCGCUUUUACCUCCAGUGGAUUUUUUUAUACUUUUUUAACUACUUAUUUAUAAAAAACCAACGAGAACAAACGGUUCAUCAAUAUUUCAGCUGGAGCAUCUGUGAUAUGACACAUGAACCAUAAUGUAAAGUGUGUUCUGCUUUAGACACGAGGCUUAAAGGACCGUAACAAGUUUUAAUUACAAAUACUUUUAUUAUCGUGGUUUUAAAAACAAGACAGAGACUUGAAUCUUCCUCAGGUCGAACUGUUCUAUCAGUCAAUGUAAAUGUCUGUGCUGCAUUAUAGACAUCAUCACUUGAUCCACUGAUUAUUUUAUAUUAAUAAUCAUUUUGUCUUAAAUGCCAGAAAACUGUGAAAACUGAAACUUUGUCCGAAACUGAAACGUCAUCGUCAAACCGAAACCAAAAGAACCAAAUAUUACAAGUAAACUGAGUCACAGAACAAUAAGAAUCAUCUCCUUACAUCAAACCAACCGGAGCUGAACCGUAAAAAAGAGAAUCAUCAAUUAUCAAAAAUGUUUUAUCACAUCUCUCCUCACACAAAAAAUGUUUUGUUGUAAACUGAUUUUCAUUCCACUGACGAAGAAGCAACAACGUAGAGAUCAGACGAUCACAAAGAGGCUGAUCAUUGAUCAACAGAGUCAUUACAAAUAAUAUUCAUGUGCAGCCCUGCUACAAAAUCAGUGACAGAACUUGUGGUUUGCAUAUUCAUAUACACGAGUGUAAUAUUUCAUGUUUGAAUUCUCCUACUUUACCUCGUCGACUGUUUCCUGAUGGUGCUACGCUAAAGGUGCUAAUGGUGCUAACUCUGCCCUCACAGGCUCCAGGUCAAAGGUGAACUUUUCUUGUAGUUUUGUUUUUGUUUUGCAACUGUGUGUAUUUUUUAUGAAGAGUCUGUGACAUAGGGAAAUAUUAGUGUGAUGAAUAUUAAGGACAUGAUGGAUUUAUCCAGCGUCAUGAACAUGUUGUUUGUGUUUGUGUUUAGUUUUUUUCCAUCAUUUCAAUUUGUUCUGACUGAUCAUGUGAAAAGAAGUUUUGACUUCAAUGGGACUAAUAAACAUGUUUUAUAAAACCAG
This is a messenger RNA of Scophthalmus maximus (turbot), 6129 nucleotides long. It is a transcript of the gene dnmt3ba, whose product is annotated as DNA (cytosine-5-)-methyltransferase 3 beta, duplicate a. Gene Ontology annotation, cellular component: nucleus. Gene Ontology annotation, biological process: negative regulation of transcription by RNA polymerase II. Gene Ontology annotation, molecular function: DNA (cytosine-5-)-methyltransferase activity, acting on CpG substrates; protein binding; DNA binding. Bases 144 to 4508 code for a protein of 1454 amino acids. The record is from RefSeq and is a predicted model, not a curated record. The transcript has 26 exons. Lineage: Eukaryota; Metazoa; Chordata; Actinopteri; Pleuronectiformes; Scophthalmidae.